UCCCGGCCUGCCCCGCGCCGCCCGCUCGCCCUUGCCGCCGCCCCGGCCCGCUGCCGCCGCCAUGUUCCGCGCCCGCCGCCUCCUCCUGCGCCUCGCCGCCCGCCCGGCGCUGCCGCCGCCCCGCGCCCGCGGCUAUGCCGAGCCCGCCGCCGGGCCGGUCCCCAUGGCCUUCACCUUCGCCUCGCCCACGCAGGUGUUUUACAAUGGUGCCAACGUGAAGCAGGUGGAUGUGCCCACGCUGACCGGCUCCUUCGGUAUCCUGGCCUCUCACGUCCCCACCCUGCAGGUCCUCAAACCCGGAGUCGUGACAGUUUAUGCUGAGGAUGGCACGGCCACCAAGUACUUCGUGAGCAGCGGCUCCGUCACUGUCCACGCGGACUCCACGGUGCAGGUGCUGGCAGAGGAGGCGGUGACGAUGGACAUGCUGGAUCUGGCUACUGCAAAGUCAAACCUGGAGAAGGCUGUUUCAGAGAUGGCUGCAGCGUCCGAUGAAGCAGCUAAAGCAGAAGCUCAGAUUAAAGUAGAAGCUAACGAAGCCCUUGUAAAAGCCCUGGAAUAAUUAAGCUGGGAGACUUACUCUGCAGCAGCAUGUGUGUUGUGCCUGGCAGGAAUCCCACUGUCGAUGUAGAGAAACCCCAGGCUGUCCUACUUGUCCUGGCUUCCCCGAUUGUACAGAUGGUGCGGGACAAAUGGAGGCGGAGAGAAUGCUCUGAUCAAUUAAAAGGAAAUGUAAUCCCA
Grus americana (Whooping crane) is the source of this 738-nucleotide messenger RNA. RefSeq names its product ATP synthase F1 subunit delta (gene ATP5F1D). NCBI's taxonomy places the organism in Eukaryota, Metazoa, Chordata, Aves, Gruiformes, Gruidae. The record is from RefSeq and is a predicted model, not a curated record. Gene Ontology annotation, molecular function: proton-transporting ATP synthase activity, rotational mechanism. Gene Ontology annotation, biological process: proton motive force-driven ATP synthesis. The transcript is spliced from 6 exons. The coding region runs from base 62 to 559 and encodes 165 amino acids.